This is a messenger RNA of Xyrauchen texanus (razorback sucker), 2497 nucleotides long. RefSeq names its product guanine nucleotide-binding protein G(o) subunit alpha-like. Gene Ontology annotation, biological process: G protein-coupled dopamine receptor signaling pathway; adenylate cyclase-modulating G protein-coupled receptor signaling pathway. The coding region runs from base 1 to 1305 and encodes 434 amino acids. Lineage: Eukaryota; Metazoa; Chordata; Actinopteri; Cypriniformes; Catostomidae. The record is from RefSeq and is a predicted model, not a curated record. The transcript has 8 exons. Gene Ontology annotation, molecular function: GTP binding; G protein-coupled serotonin receptor binding; corticotropin-releasing hormone receptor 1 binding. Gene Ontology annotation, cellular component: heterotrimeric G-protein complex.
AUGAGACGAGAGCUCGGGCUGGCUGUCAUUGCCACCGCCCAAUCGACACCCGCGAUCCGAAGCGCGAGCAGGACGACCUCCUCCCAAUCAAGAGGCCGGAGUGCGAGCCUGUCCCUGACCUCAAUUCGGAUCGGAUGCUUUAGCGACGCCUGGCAGACUGAGCGAGAAAGAGAGGAGAGUGUGGGACAGCGACGGAUAUUUGGGAUACAGCUCUCGCGCGUCCCGACUCUCGGUCUUGCAAUGGGAUGCACGUUAAGUGCAGAGGAGCGCGCGGCUCUGGACCGGAGCAAGGCGAUCGAGAAAAACCUCAAAGAAGACGGACUAAGCGCAGCCAGAGAAGUCAAAUUACUGCUGCUCGGCGGAGGGGAGUCGGGGAAGAGCACCAUCGUUAAACAGAUGAAGAUUAUCCAUGAAGAUGGUUUCUCUGGAGAUGAUGUAAAGCAGUUUAAACCUGUGGUCUAUAGCAACACCCUUCAGAGCCUCGCUACCAUCUUGCGAGCCAUGGAGACUCUUGGUAUAGAGUAUGCAGACAAGGACAGAGCUGCUGACGGUAAGUUGGUAUUUGAUGUGGUCACUCGUAUGGAGGACACAGAGCCAUUCUCAACAGAACUGCUGGCUUCAAUGAUACGUGUGUGGACUGAUGCUGGAACUCAAGCUUGCUUCGGCCGCUCACGAGAGUACCAGCUCAAUGACUCUGCCCAGUAUUAUCUAGACAGUUUGCAGCGCAUUGGAUCUCCAGAUUACCUUCCCACUGAACAGGAUAUCCUAAGAACCCGAGUCAAAACUACUGGCAUUGUUGAAACACAUUUUUGCUUCAAGAACCUCAACUUUAGGCUGUUUGAUGUCGGGGGACAGAGAUCAGAGAGGAAAAAAUGGAUUCACUGCUUUGAGGAUGUGACCGCCAUUAUCUUCUGUGUGGCACUGAGUGGAUACGACCAAAUGCUCCAUGAAGAUGAGACCACGAACCGUAUGCACGAGUCUCUUAUGCUUUUCGACUCUAUAUGUAAUAACAAGUUCUUUGUCGACACUUCCAUCAUCCUUUUCCUCAACAAGAAGGAUCUUUUUGGAGAAAAGAUUUUGAAAUCUCCACUGUCUAUCUGCUUCCCAGAAUACACAGGCCCAAAUACAUUUGAAGCAGCAGCUGCAUAUGUCCAGACUCAGUUUGAGAGUAAGAAUCGCUCUCCUAAUAAAGAGAUCUACUGUCAUCUAACCUGUGCUACCGACACUGGAAACAUCCAAGUGGUCUUUGAUGCUGUCACUGACAUCAUCAUCGCCAAUAACCUGCGUGGGUGUGGUCUCUACUGAGCUCCAAAUCCUCUUGUUGCCCCUCGAUAUGGUAACAAGUGACUGAACUGACACCCCUAUGACAUUGGCCAAGGCACCCCCUCAUUUCAUUUCACUGUCAGUUUUGUCUUUUGUUCAGAAUAUUUAUCCCUUGAUUUCUUUUGUAGUUUGUCAGUAUGUUGCUGAAGUUAAUAAUGUACGGGUGUGCAUGUAUAGUGUAAAAUGUGUGUGGUCGGGCAUAGAUGCUUUAAGCACAAGUGCAUGUAUGUGAGUGUUAGUCACAAUGCGUGAGAGUGCUUGUCAGGUGAUAACAUACAAAUUUCUCUGCCGUGCAAAUUCACUUGGCAGAGCCUUUUAAGUGCUGACACGAUCCUGAUCUAAAACAAUCUCAGAACCCCAGAAGGAUCAGUGUCUCUUGCAGGCUUUUUUCAUCUAAUAAUAUCUGUGAAAUGUUGAAUUACUGAGAGUCAUUGUCAUUGGUUGACUAAUCAUUUGGCAGAGCUGAAUGUCAUUGUAGAAACUGAAUGUUGUCCAGGGGCAGCCAAAGUAGUUUGGGAACUGAGCAUUGCUCCUUAUUGGGUCUCUGCCCACUGGCUUCAGGCUGUGACAUAAUAUGCCUUUCAGCUGAAGAAGCCUCUUACAUAGUGUGAUGUUGACAACAUUCUCACCCUACAUGAGCACAAAUAGCUCAAAACCUGUUCACUUCUGUACAAAUGAUUCAGUAGUUUGUUUAUUUAUAUAAUUAUAAGCGCAUGUAUUUACAUAUUUUGUAUCGCCCACACUUUGUGCACUCUAGCAAAGUCGGGCUAUGAAUACAAACGAACUAGCUUACAGACUUUAGAUGGAGAAAAGCAUUACUAUAAGAAAGUAAUUCAGAGUCAUAUAUUACUGAAUUACUGAACGAAUGAGCUGUCGUUUCUUUUUAUCUCACUCUCUAUAUCUGAUGGUGUAAUGCUUGAGAGUGUGUACAGAUUGUGUACAGGGUGUGCGUGUGUGAUGCAUGCACACUUUCUAUUCAUCCAUGACCUGUUACUUAACCCAGAUUUCUUUUUCCAUCCCUCUUUUCUUUUUCUUUGCUCUGGAUGGAUUAUUUUUUUGGUUUGGUGCACUGAAUAUUCUCUUUUCUCCCUUGGGGUAUACUGCACUGUACUGCUGGUUUUAAUCUUAUGACCGACCAAUGAAAUGUUUACAUUAAAAAAAGAAAACACUUUAG